Molecule: messenger RNA, 1651 nt
Organism: Oncorhynchus gorbuscha (pink salmon)
Lineage: Eukaryota; Metazoa; Chordata; Actinopteri; Salmoniformes; Salmonidae
Product: regulatory factor X-associated protein-like
Exons: 3
Coding region: 323-916 (197 amino acids)
Biological process (GO): regulation of transcription by RNA polymerase II
Cellular component (GO): nucleus
Source: RefSeq, a predicted model, not a curated record
GAGACUCCUCCUCGUCUUCGUUUAUUUUUGUUGUGAGGAUGUUUGUCUGCUAGCAAGCAUUUCUGGUAUUUAUAAAUACAAUUAUGUGAUUGACUAUUUUAGAGCAGCUAACAGUCAGGUACAACCGUAUUAUUCUGUUUUUUCCCAGUUAAUUUAACGUGGUCCAUCACUUAUUGCCCGAACUCACUCAGAUCUACUUAGGUGAAGGAGAGGGAAUGUCAAGCUUACCAGCAUGAUAACUACCUAAAGUCCAAUUUUUACUAGGCAGCUAACGUUAAACUCACAAGUUACUAGUAAUAAUAUAUAUUUUUAUAUCCCAAUCAUGGAUGAAGAGGAGAGUAACUCAUCAGCGGGUAACAACAAUAAGGACUCGAGCAUUAUCCUCACCAAAGACGGACAGACGCACUACGUUGACAAGAGCGGUGUUGUCGACGGUAGAAAUGUCGUCACGCGUCAAGAGUCGCGUAUGGAUGAUGUCGAAGAGGAGAGCAAUGUUUUGGACGCGUCGGACCCGCGGGAUAACGCUGCGAGUCCCGAAGAACUCAACGACGUCGACGACGACGAUGAUGAUGAUGAUGAAGAAGGCUACGGGGAUAGAGAUAACGUUUCAAAGACUUGUACAUACGACGGGUGCACGGAAACUACGACCCAAGUAGCCAAGCAGCGGAAGCCGUGGAUGUGCAAAAAACACCGCAACAAGAUGUACAAAGACAAGUACAAGAGGAAGAAGAGCGACCAGGCUUUGUCCACUAGCAAACAAGAUGAGAGCUUGGAGGAGAGGCCUGUAUCUGUGAACAAGCAGCGUCUUGGUACGGUGGGGGACCGGCCGGCCAGACCCUCCCUCAUCGAACAGGUGCUCAACCAGAAGAGACUGGUGAGUCAUGGACACAGAUGCACAGGCAGACGUCUCUGCUGAGGAGUCCUGAGGUGAUCAUGUUUUUACAGCAGCAGCAGCGUCUCCUGGCCACCCAGAGCCUCAGCCAAUCACAGCCUCACUUCCAGGGCUGCUAACGGCAACAGGGGGAGGAGCCAGCUUCUCUGGGUGUUCUGGAACUAUUUCCCUGAUUCCAUCUAUGAUUCUGACAGGAGAAGGACCAUAGAGAUCCUAUUCAAUUCCUAAUUCUGUGAGAAGGAUUGACUCAUUGGAAAUAGAAUACUAGAAUGGACCUUUUCAUGAUGAGAUAAAGGUCAACCAUGUUGGUCAGGGAGGGUUGUGAUAAGAUGUUGUGUAAAAACAAUGACUUUGAAGAAUGUAUCUGCACUGUAUGUUUGUUAGCCAGCAUGUUUUAGAGGAAUGAUUAAAUAAAUGUUUUUAAUGAACUACCCAUAAUGCCCCACAUUAUAUUCAAACAGUGCAGUCAAUCUACAGCCAGACACCGGCUGAAAUCAGUUGAUGAUAGGAUUUAGACAAGUUGUAAAAGCAACAAGUACUGAAAAUCACUCACAACUUUCCAAUAUAUUUUUUGUGACAUUUAUGGUCUGUUGAAAUAUAUUUUAGAGGUUGUUUUUAUGCAAAACAUGUGUAUUACAAACAUCAGUAUAAACUGUAUUUAUAACUAUAUGACAAUAGUUGAUGUUGAUUCAAUUACACAACUUGUGAUAUAUCACAUCUUUUAUUUUCCUACAUAAGUAAAAAUCAGGAAAUGCAUCA